Messenger RNA from Daucus carota subsp. sativus, 3297 nucleotides. Its product is annotated as protein FAR-RED IMPAIRED RESPONSE 1. The record is from RefSeq and is a predicted model, not a curated record. Bases 189 to 3023 code for a protein of 944 amino acids. NCBI's taxonomy places the organism in Eukaryota, Viridiplantae, Streptophyta, Magnoliopsida, Apiales, Apiaceae. Gene Ontology annotation, biological process: regulation of DNA-templated transcription. Gene Ontology annotation, molecular function: zinc ion binding. The transcript is spliced from 9 exons.
GGCCCAUCAUAGCUUGCGAGUACAGGCAAUUGCGGGUAGAGUAAGAUGCGAGUACAGAUUGCCAAAUUCAAACCCUAACUGCCAUUUGGGGAAGGAACACUCGGUACUCGCCUUGGAUCUUCAAUUCAUCAACUACUUCUCUAAUUCAUGUACUCUGUAAUGCAUUUUCAGGACACACAACAAUUUCAAUGGUUAUAGAUCUUGAACUGCCGUCAGAAGAUCAUCAAAAAGACGUGGAAGAUAGUAGAUCACAUCUAAGUAGAAUUGAAAAAGAUUAUGUGUGUGAAACACAUACUGGAGAUGGACCAACUACUAAUUCUCUGAGGCCUGAUGAAUUUGAGGAAGAGUCUGAACAAACUUCAGCUGGAUGCACAUCAAACAGUAAACACAGAGUGCAUGCCGGAGGCGUGGCAGAUGUGAAUCCUCAUAGGGACUUGGAGCCCCAUAAUGGUAUGGAGUUUGAUUCUAAAGAGGAUGCCUUUACAUUUUAUAAAGAAUAUGCUAAGUCUGUUGGAUUUGCCUCCAUAAUUAAGGCAAGUCGGCGAUCAAGAAUAUCUGGAAAAUUCAUUGAUGCAAAAUUUGUUUGUACCAGAUAUGGCAAAAAGCGUGAAUCUGUCACAGCUGAAAAUCCAGAGUCUGUUUUAGAUGCAAAUGACCAGGAAAACAUUCCUGUCAAGCGCAAACGAGGCCGGAUUAAUGAAUCUUUGUCGAAAACAGAUUGCCAAGCUUGCAUGCAUGUUAAGGGAAGACAGGAUGGAAGAUGGUUUAUAAAUAGUUUCAUUAAGGAGCAUAACCAUGAAAUUUUUCCUGACCAGGCCUACUAUCAUCGUGGUCAAUGGGACAGAGAGUUAGGUAGCAAUCGUGUUACUUCUUUUCAUGCUAUCCGGGCAAGGACGAAGAAGGUAUAUGUGUCAAUGUCUAGGAAAUCAGGGACAACUAAGAAAGUCGAGAACAAAAAGAGUGAAAUUGUAAAUGCUAGUAGAGAGACUUUGGCUUUAGAGGAGGGAGAUGCACAGAUAAUGCUUCAACAUUUUCUGAACAUGCAAGUUGAAAAUCCCAACUUUUUCUCUGCAAUAGAUCUGAAUCCUGGACAGCGAUUGAGAAAUGUCUUCUGGGUAAAUGCCAAAGAAAGGCUUGACUAUGAACACUUUUCUGAUGUAGUAUUCUUUGAUACUACAUAUAUAAAGAAUGAGUAUAAGUUGCCAUUUGUUCCCUUUAUUGGGGUGAACCAUCAUGCACAGUUCAUGCUGCUUGGAUGUGUUUUAAUUGCUGACCAGAGUAAAUCCAAUUUUGUUUGGGGAAUGCAGGCAUGGCUGAAAGCAAUGGGUGGACGGGCUCCAAAAGUAAUUUUAACUGAUCAAGACAAAGCAUUGAAAGAAGCAGUAGCUGAAGUCUUUCCAAAUUCCCGCCAUUGUUUUUGUUUAUGGCAUGUUCUGACUAAGAUUCAGGAGAAGAUUGGAUUUGUCAUGAGGCGAAAUGAAAACUUUCUUGCUAAAUUUAACAAAUGUGUCUUAAAAUCAUGGGAUGAAGAACAAUUCGAAAAGAGAUGGUGGAAAAUGGUUGAUAGAUUCGGCUUAAGAAAUGAUACAUGGAUCCAGUCAUUAUAUGAGGAUUGCAAACAAUGGGUUCCGGCAUAUAUGACAGACAUUUUCUUGGCUGGGAUUUCUACACCGCGACGUUCCGAAAGUAUCAAUACACUUGUUGAUAAACUUAUACAGCGGAAAUCUACAUUGACAGAAUUCUUAGACCAAUACAAAACAUGUCUAUAUGAGAAGUCUGAGGAGGAAGCAAAAGCAGAUUUCGAGACAUGGCAUAAACAACCUGGCUUAAGAUCACCCUCACCAUUUGGAAAACAAAUGGCACAGAUGUAUACACAUGCAAUUUUUAAAAAGUUUCAAGUUGAGGUUUUGGGUGUGGUUGCUUGUCAUCCAAAAAAAGUAGGUGAUGAUGGUUCAAUUAAAACAUAUAUAGUUCAAGAUUUUGAAGAGAACCAAGAUUUUAUGAUGAUUUGGAAUGAAAGGACGUUUAGUAUUUGUUGCUCUUGUCACUUGUUCGAGUACAAUGGUUUCCUGUGUAGACAUGUGAUGAUUGUUCUGCAAAUGUGUGGCGUCCAUAAUAUCCCAUCACAAUAUAUUCUAAAACGCUGGACGAAGGAUGCAAAAAGUAGGCAAAAUAUGGGACAUCUGGAAGUGGUUGAAUCGAGGAGUCAACGAUACAACAAUCUUUGUCAACGAGCCCUUAAGCUGGGUGACGAAGGGUCUUUAUCUGAAGAGAGCUAUAAUAUAGCAUUCAAAGCUCUGGAAGAAACCUUGAGAAAAUGUGAGAGAGUAAAUUUUUCUAUUCAAAGUAUGUUAGAGCCUUGUUCUCCAUCACUUCACAGUUUUCAUGAUUUAGAAUUAAAUCAAGACAACUGCACAAGCAAGAAAACCAAAGAAGGUUGUGGGUCCAGAAAGGGUACUGAAAGAGCCAGAGGCAAUAGGCAUGCCUGUGGGAUGGCAACAGCUGGUUUGUGUUUAUUUCCAGUUUAUAUUCCAUCAGGGACUAGAAGCAAUAGAGCACCAGAUGGUAUAGAUGAGGAUUUGAUGUAUCGUGCUUCCAUGUCAAAGGCACACUCGGCACUCAGAGCUCCUAUCUUUGAUUGUUCUUAUGAAUCACAGGAGGCCGUACAAGUGACGGAGCAGCUAAACACAAGGGUUCCGUCCCUAGAUGCCUAUUUUGGAACGCAACUUGUUCAUGGAAUGGAAGAAUUAGGUACUUUAUCUUUAAAGCGCAAUGAUUAUUUUGGCAAUCAGCAGAGCAUGCAGGAACUGGGACAACUAAAUUCAACAUUGCUCCAUGAUGCAGAUUUACUGUCUCAACAAAGAUUGCUUGGGAUGGGGCAACUUAAUUUCAGGCCACAAAUGAUGCAGGGUUGUUUUGACAUGCAGCACAAUCUGCGAGAUAUGGAGCAUUCUGAUGUGAGGCCUGUGGUUUUACAUGCCAUGGGAUCGAAACAGUCGCAGUCAAAGCACUUGCCGCUUUAAAUGUCAAGUUAGAGAACCUGUUCCGAUGUAUAUAUGUUUGAGAACUUGUGGGACUCUCUGACGUGAAGGGAAUUUGUGGCUUCUUGGUUGACUAUCUUUCUGUAUGUAUGGUUGUAUAGACUAGUGAAAGUUUUAUCAUUGUUGCUUAUGCUAAUAGUUCUUACUAGGAACUUUAAUAUAAAUUUUUUUAUUGUUCUUGCACUUUCGGAGCGUAUUCUACUGCUGAAAGUUGUGUAGUCUUUACUACAACGUAACGUGAGCAUGGGUUGGUGAA